This is a messenger RNA of Serpula lacrymans var. lacrymans S7.9, 829 nucleotides long. RefSeq lists its product as uncharacterized. Gene Ontology annotation, molecular function: structural constituent of chromatin; DNA binding; protein heterodimerization activity. NCBI's taxonomy places the organism in Eukaryota, Fungi, Basidiomycota, Agaricomycetes, Boletales, Serpulaceae. The coding region runs from base 249 to 683 and encodes 144 amino acids. The record is from RefSeq and is a predicted model, not a curated record. The transcript has 6 exons. Gene Ontology annotation, cellular component: nucleosome.
GUCGCGCCAGACAUGCCACCUAUGCCACCAAUAUGACUGCAAAGAAAGCAAAGGGAAUGUCGCAACACUUGAUAACAGGUCUGGGCAGACGAGGAGCCAUAAAGGAGUCAGCAAAAAGGAGCAUGAAAUGGUCCUAGAGUCGUAUCAAGCUAUAUAGCCUCGCAGGAUGUCCCCCUUCAUGUCCCCAUCGUUCCGCUGAUCUCUUCUCGACAUUGGCAUUCGGAUUUCUAACCAGCCUCAUAUUCGAUAUGGCUCGUACCAAGCAAACUGCGCGCAAGUCCACAGGAGGCAAAGUUCCGCGACUACAGCUCGCGUACAAGGAGUCUAGGAAGAAGACUGGAAGGUUGAUGCCGAAAACGACGAUGAGUAGCCAAGGUGUCAAGAAACCUCAUAGAUUCAGACCAGGCACUGUCGCCCUUCGUGAAAUCAGGCGUUACCAGAAAACUACCGAGCUCCUCAUCCGUAAACUACCCUUCCAGAGGCUUGUGCGCGAGCUGGCCCAAGAAAUCAAGAGCGAACUCCGCUUCCAAUCCUCUGCACUUAUGGCACUCCAGGAGGCUAGCGAGGCAUAUCUUAUUUCUCUAUUCGAGGAUACGAAUAUGGCAGCCAUUCAUGCCAAGAGAGUAACAAUUCAACCUAAAGACCUUGCUCUUGCACGUCGCCUCAGGGGUGAGCGCAAUUAAACCAAAGGCAUCCAAUCUGCCUUCAUCAUCAAUCAUUAGUGUAUCGUAGUACCUCAUCAUGACCUGUAUGCAAAGAAAGCAUGUAUCAAGUUGUUGUAUGUGUUAUGUUGUAACACCUUAAAAUGUAACAAUCUACCGUUCGAAAU